Desarmillaria tabescens is the source of this 1368-nucleotide messenger RNA. RefSeq names its product signal peptide peptidase-domain-containing protein. The transcript is spliced from 6 exons. Lineage: Eukaryota; Fungi; Basidiomycota; Agaricomycetes; Agaricales; Physalacriaceae. The record is from RefSeq and is a predicted model, not a curated record. Gene Ontology annotation, molecular function: aspartic endopeptidase activity, intramembrane cleaving. Gene Ontology annotation, cellular component: cytoplasmic side of endoplasmic reticulum membrane; membrane; lumenal side of endoplasmic reticulum membrane. Gene Ontology annotation, biological process: membrane protein proteolysis. Bases 235 to 1344 code for a protein of 369 amino acids.
CCUGUAUAUUCCCUGGAAACCUCCUAUGCGGUUACAUUGAAAGCGCGGGCGUAGGAUAGGGUACAGAAUAAUUUUUGCUCCGAUGUGGUACUGUAGCCGAGCGGCUUGACUAUGUAAUGAAUAAAAAUAGCACUGUUGUCACGAUCGAUCAACACCUCCUUGAACCUGACACAUCAACUUUCUUCCGCUCUUCCACGAUAUCCGUACUUUGAAAGGGCGUAUAGAAGGCAUAACAUGACACGGAUGAAAGAUAUUGACUGGGACUUGCUGUCGUCAUAUGCUGGGCUAUUGACGUUAGCGAGUACGUCUAUAUACCUGGGCUCUUUGGGCUCUCUACCUAAUACAAAGGGGAAUGGGGCUGAUGAAAGUGACGAGGACGAAGAUGUCGAGAGGGUGUCCUCGGAGGAUGCUUGGUUGUUCCCGCUAAUUGGAUCUGUGACCCUUUUUGCCUUGUAUAUGAUCAUUCAAUACUUUGGAAAGGAGUGGAUCAACUGGCUUCUUGGGAUGUAUUUCUCCGUCGCUGGGAUGGGAUCUGUUUGGAAGUCAUCGAUCUCUUUGUACGUCUUCGCAGUGGGAAGAGAUCGAUGGAAGAAGUAUGGAAAGCACACUUUUACAAUCUAUAAAGAUACCAACAAAAUUCUAACUCUUUCUUGGCGUACACCCACAUUAUACUUGCUUCCUCUAUCCAUCAUACCCUCGGCACUUUAUACGUUCUCGGCUACGAGUCGGAAGUCUGUUCUGCUUACGGAUAUAUUGUCACUCUCCUUUUCCCACAACGCACUAUCUCUGCUUAAAAUCGACUCGUUCAAGACAGGCUCAAUACUCCUAACCGGCCUCUUCUUCUAUGACAUAUGGUGGGUUUUCGGGACUAGAGUGAUGGUCGAAGUAGCGACCACGCUUGACAUUCCUAUCAAGCUGCUAUGGCCCAAAUCUAUGGUCUUCUCGGACUUGCGGGGUUUUACGAUGCUUGGGUUAGGUGAUGUUGUCAUCCCUGGUGCAUUCAUAGCUCUGGCGCUGCGUUACGACUACCAUCGUUUCUCCAGACAGUCCCACAGCGGAACCCGGUUCUCCAGACCUUACUUUCAUGCUUCCCUAUCCGCUUACGUAACUGGCUUGGUAACGACGAUGUCAGUGAUGCACUUUUUCGGCAAGGCGCAACCCGCGCUGUUGUAUCUAAGUCCUGCGUGUAUCCUGUCUUUUGUGAUGACAGCCCUCUGCCGCGGUGAGCUUUCUGAUGCGUGGGACUGGAGUGACACACCACCGCCGGCUUCGCAAGACCAAGACGCUGGGGAUCAUAUGGAAGAGAAAGCUGUGGAAGGCGGAAGUUCCGAAUCGAAGGACUAGGGGGUCUACGAAUACUUACCUUCG